Messenger RNA from Hevea brasiliensis (rubber tree), 1382 nucleotides. RefSeq names its product ankyrin repeat-containing protein ITN1. The record is from RefSeq and is a predicted model, not a curated record. NCBI's taxonomy places the organism in Eukaryota, Viridiplantae, Streptophyta, Magnoliopsida, Malpighiales, Euphorbiaceae. Bases 1 to 1206 code for a protein of 401 amino acids. The transcript is spliced from 4 exons.
AUGUUGUCUUCUCAAGAGCCUAAUGAUGAGGAGAAUGGUCAAGGUUCUCAUAAACUAGAACCAAAUCAUGGGAAAAUCAAAAGAAAUCAAGUACCUAAAAGCAUCAAAGUUUUAAAGUUGAGACAUGCUCAAGUCUUGCAACUCCUCAAAGUCAUUUUCAAGGAGAUUGCAACGCUAAGCGAGGAACAACUCAAGAAUAUUGGGUUGAAUCAAGUAAUCUAUGAUGCAAUCAAGCGUGGUUCAUUUGAGUUUAUUAACGAGUUGAUCACAUGCAAUCCAGUAAUUAUAUGGAGAGGUGAUAAAAAAGGAAGAACACUAUUCGCACAUGCAAUCACACUUCGUCAAGAAAAAAUCUUCAACCUAAUCUAUAGAUUUGGUUCAAGGAGACGUAUUUUGAUUAUGCUCGAUGUGUUUAACAACAAUUAUUUACAUUUGGCUGCCAAGUUGUCUCCUUCCUUUCAACUUGAUCAAGUCCCAGGUGCAGCUCUGCAAAUGCAAUGGGAAUUACAAUGGUUUAAGCAUCUAGAUGUAUCAGUCGUAGCAUUCACAAAUAGACCUGUUCAAAAGGCUUUAUUGGAUCCAAGUUAUGCUUGGCCUGAAAGGGGAAUAGAGAGCAUGUUACCACCAAAAUUUGGAGAAAGACUAAAUGAAAAUUUCCUCACACCCAGUGCUUUAUUCACCAAGGAACAUAAAGAAUUGGUAAAAGAAGGUGAGAGAUGGAUGAAGAACAACACAGCAUCAUGUAUGGUUGUGGCUGCUCUCAUUGCCACUGUCAUGUUUACAACAGCAUUUACAGUUCCAGGAGGCAAUGACCAAACAGGGUUUCCCAUUUUCUUAGGCUAUGAUGCAUUCUUGGUAUUUAUAGUUUCAAAUGCAUUAUCACUCUUCUCUUCCAGUACUUCUGUGCUAAUAUUCCUUGGAAUUCUCACAGCACGUUUUGCAGAAGAUGAUUUCCUCAAGUCCUUGCCUAACAAAUUGAUUCUUGGUCUUUUCACUCUUUUCUUCUCUGUGGUUACCAUGAUGAUAGCCUUUGGUUCCACCAUUUUUAUUCUUCUCCAGAAACGACUUUCUUGGAUUGCUAUUCCUAUCACUGUUCUUUCCAUAAUCCCUAUUUUUUUCUUCGUAGUCUACCAAUUUCCUGUCCUGAUUCGAAUGGUCAUUCACACACACAAAAGUUCGUUCUUUGACAAGCCAAAUGAAUCUUAAUUAUAAGUUGAUUGUAAGUAUUGGAUUUGCACUCUUUCGAUUGUUCUAUAUAUGUACGUCUCAUUGGUUAUCAAGUGUCUACUUUCUUAUCUGUGUCUUAAGUUUAUAGAAUGUCCUUUGGAUAUGUAUUUUUCUCAAAAUCUCAUAUAAUAAAUUCCACAAAUUUUAAACAAGAA